Molecule: messenger RNA, 690 nt
Organism: Olea europaea var. sylvestris
Lineage: Eukaryota; Viridiplantae; Streptophyta; Magnoliopsida; Lamiales; Oleaceae
Product: protein LIM1-like
Exons: 2
Coding region: 88-405 (105 amino acids)
Biological process (GO): systemic acquired resistance
Molecular function (GO): fatty acid binding
Source: RefSeq, a predicted model, not a curated record
AUAAAUCUCACUCAUUAGCAUGCAUGGCUAUCCAAAAGCUAGCAUAACCUCUUAACCAAAAAUAAGUCAAAUUUCACUCAAAAAAUAAUGACGAAGCUUUCGACUUUGGCUUUUGUUAUUGUUUUCAUGGCUGCAGGUGUUUUAGUGCAGGAAAGCAAUGGACAUCCCUGUGGCAGCACAUUUUUCUCAGCUCUAGUUCAGCUUAUACCAUGCAGGGCAGCAGUUGCUCCAUUUAGCCCAAUUCCACCUAGUGAUGCUUGCUGUGCAGCCAUCAGAACUCUAGGCCAGCCUUGUCUUUGUGUGCUUGUCAAUGGCCCUACAAUUACUGGUGUGGAUAGAAACAUGGCUAUGCAGCUUCCUGAUAAGUGCACUGCCAACUUUGAACCAUGUGAAAUUGCCAAAUGACUAAGAAGUUAGAGAUAAGGGAAGGUCAUGAAUAGAUAUGCAAGCAUGGAUGAUGGAUUGCUACUCCAAGUCUAGAUAUAGUUUAUAUAGCUACUAUUCACUAUAAUAAGUAAUGAAACAUGUACCAAAUCCUAUGUUGGAUUCUAGUUAUAUGGUCUUUUUUAUCAUUCUUGCAGCUUAACUAAUUAUUUUCAUGUUGGAAAUCUCGUCUUGAGUUUUUAAUCUGAUAUUGUUAUCGAAACUUUACUGGAAUUCUUCACUGGGGAAAAAGAAAAUUCUUGAAAA